This is a messenger RNA of Oryzias melastigma (Indian medaka), 2379 nucleotides long. RefSeq names its product germ cell nuclear acidic peptidase (gene gcna). The record is from RefSeq and is a predicted model, not a curated record. The coding region runs from base 489 to 2135 and encodes 548 amino acids. Gene Ontology annotation, cellular component: nucleus. The transcript is spliced from 12 exons. NCBI's taxonomy places the organism in Eukaryota, Metazoa, Chordata, Actinopteri, Beloniformes, Adrianichthyidae.
GGGGGGAUUCCGCUCUAUUUAAUACGCCUUUUGUACGCAUGCGCUAACAAACGCAAGACCCUGAUUGGUUGCAGUUUUCUAUGACAGUUUCCGGUUUAACCGAUACACGUAUUUUAAAUUUCCUUUUUAUCGUCUCAGGUCGGCUGUUCCCUUUAACUAAUAUAUACUCUAUUGGCGUUUAUGAUUUAAGCCUUUAGAAAUGUUUAAAUAUCGUAUUAUAUCGCAAUGAAACAGUAAAACACAGAUGCUAUUUAUUAGAGGCCAUUUUCGUGGUUAGUUGGGCUAAUGCUAUUUAGCUAGUUGCUAACAGUUGUAUUUUAAAUACCGAUGCUGCACGUUUAAAAGGAACAAAACAUGUUUACGUGAAAUAUAUUGGAACAAGUGAUAACCAUCUCAUUGAUUGAUGUACAUUUAUCGAUACGUGAAGCAAACUGGAAGACUGGUUGAUGAAAUAGCUGAUUAUUUUGAAGGAGUUGCUAUAAGACUGGAUGGAUGAGCUAAUGAACUUCACUGAAAAGACGCCUAAUGCUGCAUCAAACCAUUAUCGAAAAGCGUUCACAAUGAUGAGCGACUCCAGUGAUGAUGAGUUUGAGCAGUUUUUAGAGCAAAGGUUUACACCUCAAGCUAAAGCGUCUUCACUGAAACCUCGCAGUGCAGCUAAACCAACAGGGGUGGUGCUUGUGGUGAGCUCAGAUGAUGAAGAUGAUUCACCUUUUGAAACAUUUCUUCAGCGAGUGAAAACCCCCAUCACCAAACCCAGGAGACCAGAGAGUGGCAGUGGGGACAGCCUUAAAGACUUCAUAGUGGAUGACAACUUAUCUGAUGAUGAUUUUAUCAAGACAAAAUCGUCAUUCAGGGGUCCCAAAAAGGGCAACACUCCAGCUUCCCAGCAUUCUUUCAGGAGACCUCUGUCACAGUUCAACUCCCCUGUCUUUGUGAGUGACAGUGAAGAUGAUGAGGAUAAUAUUGUCAUCAGGAGCAGUUGGAAAGUGCGCCACUCCAAGCCCGUCCCGAAGGUUGAAAACCAUCAUAGAGAGGAGGAAAACCUUUCACCAUCACCUCCUCUGCCUCCCAGUCCUCUUUUCUCUCAUCCUCCUGGCAAGGCUUCGGCAUCCAUCCUCUCACCAAAGCGCACCUUUUCUGCUCCUUCUCGACUUGAUGAGUCCAGCAGUUCCGAGGAGGAGUUUGUGUCUUUACUCGAGAGGCUUAAAAAGAAAAACAUUGUCGGUGGAACUUUAUUCACUCCGAAGACCAGCAAAGAAUCAAACAAAGAGCCAGUAGUUUCCACUCCACCUGUUCAACCAUCAUCUACCUCCAAAACCUUAAAGAAAAAACCUCAGCAUGUCAAGACUCCUGCAAAAACCCCAUUUCUGAAACCCACUGUGAGUCAGACGGAGCCCAGACGUGGUCCCGCCAGCAGGCUGCUGUGUAAGACUCCGGGCUGCUUCCUGGAGUCCCUCUCAAACCCGGCUUCUAACUACAGCUCCAGCUUUAAAAAGAACAAGGAAGAACUCACAAGCAAACUCUUCCAGCUCUAUAACUCCAGCGUGUUUGACAAUAAGCUUCCAGUCGACAUGUCCGUGACCUGGAAUAAGAAGAUGCGGAAAACGGCUGGUUACUGCGUUACGGGGCAGGAAAAGGGGGGAGGAAGUCGCUACGCCCGCAUUGAACUUUCAGAGAAAGUCUGCGACUCUGCAGAUCGUCUCAGGGACACCCUCAUCCAUGAGUUGUGCCACGCUGCAACCUGGCUUAUCAAUGGCGUGAGAGACGGCCACGGCGCCUUCUGGAAGCUGUAUGCCCGCAAAGCUACGGUGAUGCAUCCUGAGCUGCCCAUGGUGACGCGCUGUCACAGCUACGACAUCACCUAUAAGUUCAAGUAUCAGUGCACGCGCUGCCAGAACACGAUCGGCCGUCAUUCCAAGUCGCUGGACACGCAGAAGUUCGUGUGCGCCCUCUGCACGGGCCGGCUGGUCCUGCUGACCCCCUCCAAACCGCGCGCUCCGACGCCUUUCGCCAACUUCGUCAAGGAAAACUACGGCAGCGUGCGGCAGGAGCUGGCAGGACAGAGCCACGCCGAAGUGAUGCGAAAACUCAGCUCAGACUUUGCUUCCAAAACUAAACUCAGUGACAGCUAACGUGAUUUUGUUUUCCUUCAGGGAGCUGCUUCAAAUCCUAAUGACCCCAUCCAAGCAAGAAUAUUUUUGUAAAUGUUAUGUGCCCUUUUAUGUUUUUGGUAUUAGACGUGGUUAAUAAACAUCUUAAUGUAGAAAAUAUAUUUUUAUAAUUAUAAAUUCACCCUUUUUGAUUUUAUUUUUAUAAAAUUUAAGACUGGAAAUACAGUUUAAAUUUGUACUUGAAUAAAAUUUUGAUGUUAACAGA